AUGGGACUUAUCGCUGAUGCAAAACGGGCUAUGCAAGAUGCCCCCAAAGAAGUUUUCAAUGCUUAUGUCUUGAUGUGUACAUGUUUCUUCGCUCUUUCUGGCGUGUCGAAAGGGUUUGAUGAAGGAAACAUUGCCUCAAUCGUUACGCAAGCCCAUUUUAAGACCCGAUUUGGUGUCGAUACACAGUUGGAGGAUGAGUAUGCCAAUACAAAGGGGUGGUUAGUAUCUAUAGCCACGGCUGGGGCGGUUUUUGGGUGUCUUGGGUGCUCCCCCAUCAACGAUCGAUAUGGUCGACGCUGGACGCUGCGCAUUGCUACAGUCAUCUAUAUUGCUGGCGUUUUGGGCCAAGGGCUUUGCGGUGGAAGCCUUUCCGGUCUGUAUGCAUCCAGAUUCAUUGCAGGUUUGGGAAUUGGACCGUUGUCAAUUGUUCCUCCGGUCUAUAUUACUGAGAUCUCGCCCAAGGCUAUUCGCGGUCUUCUUACAGUUCUCUUUGCGGCGUGCCAGCAGCUCGGUGUAGUGCUGGGCUUUUUCAUCAACUACGGAGUGACCAAACAGUAUCCGGGCGUUGAUGAGCAAUGGAUGCUCCCUACUCUCCUUCAGAUUGUCCCAGCUGUGGUCUGGGGACUCGGAACUUUCUUAUGCUCGGAGUCCCCGCGAUGGCUUCUUUACAAGGGCCAUCGAGAACAAGCAGCACAGACCAUGUCCAAGCUUCGCCGCUUGCCUCGCGAUCAUUCCGUGAUCUUGUCCGAACUAGCUGGUAUGGAUGCUCAGAUAUUGCAUGAAACAGAAGCAGUCAGUAAUGCGACCGUAUGGGACCUACUGAAGGAGACUUUUGUCCCCGUCGAGAACCGCCGUCGCUUCUUCUUGAUCUUUAUGGCCACGCUUUUCUCUCAAUUUUCUGGCGCCAACGCCAUCACGCAAUAUUCGCCUACAAUCUUCGGAUACCUAGGUAUCGACGGUGAUGAAGCCAAAUUUCUGGCAACUGGAAUAUAUGGGGUGGUCAAGUUCGUGAGCACGGUGUGCUUUGCGUUGUUCAUUGUUGACUUUAUCGGACGACGGCGAUCUUUGAUCACCGGAAUUUGCCUCCAACUGAUCACCUUGAUAUUUGUGGGCGCAUACCUCGGGGUCACUCGCCAUCUCUCAGCCGAUGAGAUAGGUGCGACUCCCAGCGCCUCUCGUGCGUCUACUGCCGCUAUCGUCGCGAUCUUCCUCCACGCGGUGGCCUGGAGUAUUGGUUGGUUCAGUAUCCCUUACCUGGUCGGUUCAGAGAUAUUCCCCAUUCGAAUUCGGUCGUUGAACAUGUCCAUUUCCAUGGCGUUUCAUUGGGCAUUCUACUUUGCAUGCUCGCGUGCCAUGCCGAGUCUUCUCGCCGCUACACAGAAAUGGGGAGCCUUUGUGUUUUUUGGCUGUAUCUGUUUGACAUCGUUGGUUUAUGUCUUCUUUGCCAUGCCGGACACUACAGGAAGAUCCCUCGAGGAGUUGGAUAGCCUCUUCCAGCGACCGUGGUACACCGUUUACCAGGUGGCUUACCCAUCACGCGAGGAGAUUCAAGGAGAGAGAGCGGAGGACAAGUUGUCGGCCGAUGGAACGUCUAAGCACAUUGAACAGGCUUAG
Molecule: messenger RNA, 1614 nt
Organism: Aspergillus bombycis
Lineage: Eukaryota; Fungi; Ascomycota; Eurotiomycetes; Eurotiales; Aspergillaceae
Product: MFS quinate transporter
Exons: 5
Coding region: 1-1614 (537 amino acids)
Biological process (GO): carbohydrate transport; transmembrane transport
Cellular component (GO): membrane
Molecular function (GO): carbohydrate:proton symporter activity
Source: RefSeq, a predicted model, not a curated record